Molecule: messenger RNA, 1935 nt
Organism: Pseudogymnoascus verrucosus
Lineage: Eukaryota; Fungi; Ascomycota; Leotiomycetes; Thelebolales; Thelebolaceae
Exons: 5
Coding region: 212-1675 (487 amino acids)
Molecular function (GO): syntaxin binding
Source: RefSeq, a predicted model, not a curated record
GAAAGACUGUGUACUCGAGUACUCGUAGACUGUCUCGUACCUAUCUACCAAUUUCCAAACUCCAGGCGUGUCUGGAGUCGUCUAGUGCAAACAGUGCAGCCUGCUCGAUAUAAUCCUACUCGGCGACAUCAAUACUGGCUAUUACGAGCAUUGCAGAUUGCAAGAAAAAACAUCUCAUGCUACUGUGCUGCAUCGAGUCCCUCGAACCGGGAUGUCGACUACCACCUCGAUCCCAACGUCCGCCCCUCUUCCUCGAACUUCGUCCUUAAGCGCAGGUGGUCAUCUGCACGGCGAUGCAUCAGCUGUGAACGGUCAUCACAGCCAUGUGCAUGAUCAUUCGACAGCCCCCAAUCCAGCAGGCCUAUCGAAUGCGUCGAAGAAGGGAAAAAUGAAGAAGACCACGGAUCCAAACGAGGCCUCGAAGCUUAUUGCUGCCAAGAUAUCGCAACUCGAACUAGAUGCUGCAGGAGAGAAGGAUCAAGAGGCAGAAAUAGAACGGGAGGUUAAGAAGGCUAGUCGAGAACUGAACAACCAGACGUCAAAACUCGAUGACAUCCAGAAAAUCGAGGCUCUUCAGAAACGAUGCGCCGACUUAUUCGCGGAGAUGAAGCGCCUAGAGCGGGACAACUUGAAGAACAAGAAGCGAGGAGACCAGCUGCAAAAGGAGAAAGACCACAGCAGGACCGAACUGAGCAAGAAUGUCUCUCUGAGAGAAAAGCUGGAGAAACUUUGCAGGGAGCUCCAGAGAGAGAACAAUCGCCUAAAGGGCGAGAACAAGACAUUACAAGAUGCAGAAAAGCGCAAUCAUGAGGACUGGGACAACAAGUAUGAGGAUAUGCUUUGGCAAUUACAGGACUACCAAGAGGACAAAGACCAUCCUCAAGCCCAGGUUGUGAACGUGGAAGUUGACGAGCUAUUUCGACAACGCUUCAAGUCUCUCAUCGACCAGUACGAACUUCGAGAGCUCCAUUUUCACUCACUCAUGCGGACGAAGGAACUCGAGGUGCAGUACAAUAUGGCACGGUACGAGCGAGAACGGAAAGCCGCUGAGCAAGAGAUGGCUAGGUCUAGGACGUUAAAUACGCAGGUAUUGACUUUCUCGAAGACCGAGUCUGAGCUAAGGAGCCAACUCAACAUCUAUGUCGACAAGUUCAAGCAGGUCGAGGAUACAUUGAACAAUAGCAAUGAUCUGUUCAUGACUUUCCGUAUGGAAAUGGAGGAGAUGUCUAAGAAAACGAAACGCCUCGAGAAGGAAAACAUGACUCUGACUCGCAAGCAUGACCUAACUAAUCGCAAUAUUAUUGAGAUGGCGGAAGAGCGAACCAAGACGACUCGCGAACUGCAGACUCUCCGUAAAAAGAACGAGAAGUUAACCGACAUCAUCAACCAGAUGCAGAAACAAGGUAGGGGUUUGGCACAAGGCAUGGCUGGCAUGAUGGAGGGGGCUGUAGAAGGAAGCUAUGCCGAGGGCGAAGGCGAUCCAGAAGGAACGGAAAGCGAGUAUGAGUACGAAGACGAAGACGAGGAGGAAGGUAGUGAGGAGGGGGAAUACGAUGAGGACACGGAGGAAGAGCUGCACCCAGAGGCACCUCAACCUUUUGGCCCGGUUCCCCCUCCGCCGCCUCCGCCGCAGGCGACAACCAAUGGCUCUAUGGCCAAUGGUGUCAAGCAUUGAUGCGUGUAUUAUUUAGUACUAUUACCUAGGUUCUGCUGUCGACACCGUGUGAAGGCAAAUUAUAUAUGUUGGCAGCCAUUUGUCUCUUCAUGAAGUGCUGAUGCGAUGCUGGGCCAGAAUCUCCCGAGACAGUAUUUACUGCACAACAAGAUAGUCAGUUCCCAUGAUAAGAAGAUGUAACCACAACGCCAAUGAGGCACGCUAUUGCGCAUACUCUCCGUGCCUCCUGCCGUACAAAGCCUCACUUGCGUCAUUGAGGG